Larimichthys crocea (large yellow croaker) is the source of this 2733-nucleotide messenger RNA. RefSeq names its product kelch domain containing 2 (gene klhdc2). Gene Ontology annotation, molecular function: protein binding. The transcript has 14 exons. Bases 167 to 1546 code for a protein of 459 amino acids. NCBI's taxonomy places the organism in Eukaryota, Metazoa, Chordata, Actinopteri, Sciaenidae. The record is from RefSeq and is a predicted model, not a curated record.
UUACCAAGAUGGCGGAUUGACGUAGCCGUCAGUUUCCGGUCGUGCCUCCCAGAAUGCUUGUGAUGACCUCACAUAAAUGUCGUGUCGCUGUUUGAAUAUUUUGCAGAAAAACAAAACAUUUGAGCAGGUAAGACGGUAACGACCAGGAGACGAAGAGAGACUCGACAUGGCAGAGAGGAUGGCAGAGAUGGAGGAAGACAUUGGUGAUGUGCCAGCCGAAGAGGAUGACAAUGACUCAGACAGAGAUGAAGGUGGCCGGCUGUUCGCUUGGAUGGUAAAUGACGAUAUGGAUGAGGACGAGGAGGAGGAGGAAGAGGAAGAAGACGACGAUGAUGAUGAUGAUGAGGAGGAGGUGGAGGAUGAACAGCUGUUGGACACUGAAGCGUCUGAAUCGUUCGAGUUGGACGCCCCGGCUGAGCGCAGUGGUCAUAUAGCAGUGGUUGACAGAAACAUCAUGUAUGUGUGGGGUGGAUACAAGAAUUCUCAAAACCACGGAUUCUUCGACUUGUAUCUGCCAAGGAAUGAGAUCUGGGCGUACAACAUGGAGUCAGGAGUAUGGACAAAGCUUGUAGCCGGAGGUGGCCUGCACACAUCCAUGUCGGGCAGCUGUGGGGUGUGUGUUGACGGAGUCCUCUACCUAUUUGGAGGUCAUCACGCCAGAGGAAACACAAACAAGAUCUACCGCCUGCCCCUGAGAGCUCCCAGCCUCGUCUGGGAGGAAAUGAAGGAUCUUAAAGGACUUCCUCCAUCUUGCAAAGACAAGCUCGGAUGCUGGGUUCAGAAGAACAGACUUAUAUUCUUUGGGGGCUACGGCUACGCUGCACAAGGACCUCACCUAGGAACUUUCGAAUAUGAUGAAUCCUCUUCACUCGUGUGGGACAGCCCUGGGCGAGGCUGGAACAACCACAUCCAUAUCCUGGACCUGGAGACCUCAACAUGGAGCCAGCCCAUCACCACGGGGAACACCCCGUCACCUAGAGCAGCUCAUGCCUGUGCCACAGUUGGUAACAGAGGCUAUGUGUUUGGAGGACGUUACAAGAACUACAGACUAAAUGAUCUGUAUUACAUUGACCUGGACACAUGGGAAUGGCAUGAGAUGAGUGUUCCCCAGCAGGGCCCUGUGGGCCGGUCUUGGCACUCCUUCACUCCCGUGUCACCAGACCACAUCUUCCUAUUUGGAGGUUUCACCACGAUCAGAGAGACGCUGAGUGACGCUUGGCUGUACUACGUGAGCAAAAAUGAAUGGAAGCCCUUCAAACAUAGUCACAUAGAGAGACCACGGCUGUGGCACACAGCAUGCUCCGGUCCUGAUGGGGAGGUGUUUGUGUUUGGAGGGUGUGCCAACAACCUGUUGUCUAACUACAGAGCUGCGCACAGCAACGAGUUACUAGUUUUCAACGUUCAGCCCAAAUCACUAGUUCGGUUCUGUAUGGAGUCCGUUCUGCAGCACAGGGAGCGUUUGUCUAGUUACUGGGACUGCUUGCCUAAACACCUCCUGCACAGCCUCAAACAAAGAAUGUCACUCGUCAACACACUGGGCUCCUAGGCUGAGAGGAAACCAUCAAUCCAGUCCAGAGGAUUUCAGGAGAAAUAUUUAUGUACGAGAUGAGCAGGUAGUCCUUUUGGAGCAUUAGUUUAAUGUGUGUGGACACAAAAAAUAUCUCUCUAAGCAAUAGUAAACAGCUGUGAAACAGGUCUUGAGUAAGGUUCACAGGCAAUCCUCAAAGCUGUUUAUUACCUUUUCUUACCUGUUUAUUAUCACAUAGGUGGAACUCUUACAAAGCCAGCCAGUAGAACCUUUUAAAGGAGUAGCAGUGCAAGUGAUGCACAGCAUUUGAGAAAACAGGAGCCCCACACUGCCUUUGGGUUAGUUUUUUUUUUUUCUUCUUCUGCUGUCUUGGCUCAACAUAAUUUUUCAGGUGGAUUUCUUUUUAUUAAAGUUCAGGAAGACUGCUCAAAGCAACUCUGUGAGAAAAUGCAUUGUGUUAUUGAGGGGGGAAAAAAAUGUUUGGAGAGUGGGCAGAACUCUGGCUUUGUGAACUCCCUUUCCUCCACAAGAUAAUAGUUUAUUAGUAGGUAUCCUGUAGAUAUACCCAAGAGUCAAGGGCAACGUUCCAGUUCUGUUAAACAAACGCGUACGCCAGUUGUUUGUUGAAAUUCUGUUCUUCCUCAAAUGAAACCUUAAAGAUGUAAAGUGCUAACACUAAAAACAGUGUGAAGGCUUAAACAAAUUUGCUUUAACCAUGCAGAUUUCUUUUUUUUUUGCGGGAGCCUGUUGCUUUAAUGAUUCCUAUGACUAAUGUUUGGCACGAUCUUGAACAGGUGUUUGCGAAUUCUUGGAUAGUUUAAGUUCUCACAGACCUAAAACUAGUGCUUUGUUACGCAAGACUAUCUACUCCGAAGCCACAGAAAUGUUCAUUUUCAGUUUUUAUUUAUACACAUAUAUAAAAGUAAUUUAUAUAUUUGUGAGGAAAUGUGAGGGUUCUUUGUUCAGGCUUUUAAAGCCUUUAAUUGUCAUGAGUGGCUCCUGUAGCAUUUUAAUUUUAUUUAAUCAGUUGACUUAAAAUACUGUGAGUGUAUUGGAUGUUGAGCCACGCUGCACUGAAAUGCCUCAUGUCAGUAGGGCUUUGUUUGUAUUUGCCUGGUUUGCACAAUGUUCCCUUGGUGUUUUUUAUUGUAGAACAAAAUGCAUACUGUUCAUUUGUACUUAAAGAAUAAACAUACCAGAAGAUA